Molecule: messenger RNA, 1137 nt
Organism: Rhodamnia argentea
Lineage: Eukaryota; Viridiplantae; Streptophyta; Magnoliopsida; Myrtales; Myrtaceae
Product: heavy metal-associated isoprenylated plant protein 7-like
Exons: 5
Coding region: 164-943 (259 amino acids)
Molecular function (GO): metal ion binding
Source: RefSeq, a predicted model, not a curated record
GAAGCCUCCCUGUCCUACUUAUUAUGUACCGCCUCUUUCUCCUGAGACAGAAAUUUAAGGGGAGAGAGAGAGAGAGAGAGAGAGAGAGAGAGAGCAGAAGUGGAAGAGAGCUUCAUUUGCUGAACCCCAUUGAAGAGAAAGCUCUUCCAGGUCCAUCACAGAAAUGGGCGAAGAGAAUAAAGAGGAGAAGAAGGAGGAGGCCAAGGAAGGAGAGAAGAAGAAAGAAGAGCCGCCGGAGAUCGUGCUCAAGGUCGAUAUGCAUUGCGAGGCUUGUGCCAGAAAAGUUGCAAGAGCCUUGAAAGGGUUUGAAGGUGUGGAAGAGGUGACCACAGAUAGCAAGGCCAGUAAAGUGGUGGUGAAAGGGAAGGCAGCAGACCCUGCAAAAGUGUGUGAGAGGCUGCAAAAGAAAAGGGGCAGGAGAGUGGAGUUAAUCUCUCCUUUGCCCAAGCCUCCUGAGGAGGAGAAAAAGGAAGAAACUAAAGAACAACCCAAGGAAGAGAAAAAAGAGGAGCCCCCGGCUCCAAUAACAGUCGUGUUGAAGGUUGGAAUGCAUUGCGAAGCAUGUGCUCAAGCUUUACAGAAACGAAUCCGGAAAAUUCAAGGAGUAGAGACGGUGGAGACCGACGUGGCGAAUGAUCUGGUAAUAGUCAAGGGCGUGAUCGACCCGCCGAAGCUGGUCGACUAUCUGAAGAAGAGAACGGGAAAGCAAGCGUCCAUCGUGAAGGACGAGGAGAAGAAGGAAGAGGAGAAGAAAGACGCCGAGAAGAAGGAAGAAAGCAAAGAAGGAGAGAAGAAGGAUGGCGAGGAAGGGAAGGACGACGACGGCACGAAGAUGGACAUCAGGAAGAGCGAGUACUGGCCCUCCAAAUACUACAUGGAAUAUUCCUCGUACCCCCCUCAGAUCUUCAGCGACGACAACCCCAACGCUUGCUCUGUCAUGUAGUGCAGAGAGUUCCGAACCUCGGACUCGGUUAAGAGUACGCGGCGAGACAAUUUUCCAUUGUACUUAAAGCUUGCUAAUAAAGAGAUUUGCGAGACUGGGAGUCGAUGGCUAAUUGUAAUCUGUUGAUGUUCUGUAAUUUGUGUUACUAAUUGUCUGCUCUCUCGAUGCGAAAGUGUAGAUGAAUUUUUAGCAAA